This is a messenger RNA of Photinus pyralis (common eastern firefly), 1724 nucleotides long. RefSeq names its product serine proteinase stubble-like. The record is from RefSeq and is a predicted model, not a curated record. Gene Ontology annotation, biological process: proteolysis. Gene Ontology annotation, molecular function: serine-type endopeptidase activity. Lineage: Eukaryota; Metazoa; Arthropoda; Insecta; Coleoptera; Lampyridae. The transcript is spliced from 7 exons. Bases 357 to 1460 code for a protein of 367 amino acids.
AUAAUAUGUAUGUAAAUUGCGCUAUAAAAAAGCCGAAGUCACGUUUGGGUAUUGUGUAACAGAACUUUUGAUUUCUAAAACUUAGUAAUUAAUAGAUUUUAAAUUAAAGCUCUGAUUAUAUGAAAGUACCUGAACUGACUCGUUUAGUUUGACAUAUUGGAGAAAUGGUUUAAAACGACCACUGGUCUAAAAAUUGAGAUCAAAAUUUCUCCAGGCAACUAAACUUUAGUAUUUGUCGUGCGUUACUUCAUAUUCACCACAGUUCUUGAUGGUCUCUGGCUAAAGAUUUCUGAUAUAGUUUCGGAAUGUGUUAAAUUUUUGUGCGAUACCGGGCGUGCUCUACUUGUGAUUUGAAAAUGAAAUUUCAUUGUUAUGAACGAGUUGUGAUCUUUAUUGUUUCGAUUGUGUUCACUGGAGCUACCGACAAUGAGAUUAAAGAUAGCGACGUUAAGAAAUACGUGUAUCCACCACCGAAAAUGAGAUUUUUUGACGAAAUUGGAUUGAUUCCGCAGUCCUGCAGAUACAAAGGCCUCAAAUACGAGUGCGGCCUUAGCUUCAGUUGCGUGUUGGGCGGCGGACGCCCUUUAGAUUUAUGUUCCGGCGGCAUGAUAUGGUCAUGUUGCAUUGACAAAGACGAAACCAACAGCAACGAGUAUCCAUCGUCGCCAGUUACGGAGCAUGGUCUGCUAAACAAUGCUAGUUGUGGAGAGUUGAUGACACGAAGCAAUCGAAUUGUCGGAGGACAUUCAACGGUCUUCGCCUCGCACCCUUGGCAGGUGGCGCUAAUUAAAACGGGAUUCCUGUCGAAGAAGCUGGCUUGUGGUGGUGCAUUACUCAACGAAAGGUGGAUUGUGACUGCGGCUCAUUGUGUCGCAACGACCGCCAAUGGAAAUCUGAAAGUUAGAUUGGGAGAAUGGGAUGUGCGGGAUCAAGACGAAAGAUUUGCUCACGAAGAAUAUACGGUGGAGAGGAAAGAAGUACAUCCAUCGUAUUCGCCGUCUGAUUUCAGGAAUGAUGUUGCCCUUGUGAAAUUGGACAGAAAUGUUAGAUUUAAGCAGCAUAUUAUUCCAGUUUGUCUUCCUUCGUCGAAUGUCAAAUUAUUAGGGAAGAAAGCAACGGUAGCUGGAUGGGGUCGCACGCGGCACGGGCAAGCCACCGUUCCCUCCGUUCUGCAGGAGGUAGACGUUGAGGUGAUCUCAAACGAUAGAUGCCAAAGAUGGUUUCGAGCGGCGGGUCGACGUGAAACAAUCCACGAUGUUUUCCUAUGUGCCGGAUACAAAGAGGGCGGAAGAGAUUCCUGCCAAGGAGAUUCCGGAGGUCCCCUAACAACAACCAUCGAAGGAAGAAAAACGCUGAUCGGUUUAGUUUCGUGGGGUAUCGGCUGCGGUAGAGAGCACCUGCCUGGUGUUUAUACAAAUAUACAAAAGUUUGUGCAUUGGAUAGAUGCUGUGAUGGGAUAAUAUGUGUGCCAGAUAGUGUAAAACGAAAGACAGUUUACUUAGUUAAAUUAUUGUACAUUAAGGAGAUGACGCGGGAGGACUGUUAAAAGCUUUAAUUACCUACAUCCUUGUUAUAAUACCUGCAGUAUUUGUUUUGUACUCAAACCGAGCUUUUUAAAUUAACUUAUUUUUUCAAUGUUAAUCUUGUUUUUAUUUUUUCUGUCAAAAAUACUAAAUUAGUUCGAUCAAGUUUGAUAAUUUGUAAAUAAAUACAAAGAAACCUUA